GUCAUCGGCCAGGUCACAGAGUCUCACUUCAGGACAGCUGUGCAAGCAGAACCCCCAUCACGGUUUUCUUGAUGCCUUUGACAGUCACCUGUACAUGCCUCUGGGACCUUUCCUCCUCCUUUCUCUUUUUGUUUUUUUUCCCUUGGUCACAUGUUUCAUUCUACUAAAUGUCUAACCAGCUCUUCUCUGUAAAUUACAGAGCUGUGAUGGCACCUUGCUUGUUGAUUAUUUCUGGUUGAAUAGUUUCCAAUGGGACUUCUCUGGAGAUAAGUCCUGUAUUAGUCCGUUCUCACACUGCUAAUAAAAACAUACCUGAGACUGGGUAAUUUAUAAAGGAAAGAGGUUGACUCACAGUUCAGCAUGGCUGGGGAGACCUCAGGAAACUUACAAUCGUGGUGGAAGGGGAAGCAAACAUGUCCUUCACAUGGCAGCAGGAGAGAGAAGUGCCGAGCAAAAGGGGGGAAAGCCCUUUAUAAAACCAUCAGAUCUCAUGAGAACUAACUCACUAUCAUGAGAACAGGAUGGGGGAAACUGCCCCCAUGAUUAAAUUAUCUCUGCCUGGUCCCUCCCAUGACAUGGGGAUUAUGAGAACUACAAUUCAAGAUGAGAAUUGGUGGUGACAUAGCCAAACCACAUUAAAUCCCAAGUGCGCAUGUCUGGCCCUGAUCCCUUUAUGUGAGACUGGGGUCAUGAUCCUCCCGCACCCGUCUUCUGAGCCCUAUUCCUACUUGGGCAUGCUUAGGCACUUCAGCAUCUGCAUCCCAUUGAUGUCUUAAGGGUGGUUCCAGACCUUGGAGGUACACACGACACACUGCUGAUGAAAACCUAGAAUAUAGAAUGGAAGUUACAUUUAUUCAUAGAGUGAAAAUCCAAAAAUAGACCAGAGAGAAGAUAUGAAAAUAUCAAGAAUGCUUAUCUUAGGGAGGUAGGAUUAUAGGUAACUUUUUUUUUCCUUAGAUAAAUAUAUAGAUAGAUAUAUUAGUGUUUACAGUUUCUCUGCCACCAACCAAAAUAUUUUUUUCAGGAGGAAAAAAAACCCCAGCCAGCCAACAUACCUAAAAACCAUCUCCUGGGCCCGAGAGGGAAAAAUUGGGCUCCUUUUCUUGAAAUUGCCAUUUGUGCCACUGUUGUAUUAUUUUACCAGUAACUCCAGAUUCCAGGCUCCUGUAUCUGAGUUCUCUCUCCUUCCACAGUGGAGCUCAUACCUUCCUGUUUCCUGGCUGCCACUCAGAUUUAGGCUCCGUUUUUCAGACCUCAGUGGCUGUAAUAGCUGUUCCUUCUACCUCUUAGGAUGGUUCUUUCUGUAAUAGCCUUUGUCAUCACAUCAUCAGAGGAUGAUAGCUCUUAAUGAGGAUCUAAAAUUUGCAGGUAAGAUAUCCCUGCCUCUGACAUGAGAUAGAUGUAUUGCAUGCUAUUUAACAUACAACUAUACUGAGUGUGCAGUUGUAUGUAAAAGCAUUGUUCUAGGUAUUGGGUUGAAAGUGGAUCAAAUGCUAGACAAAGGAGCGUACAAGUCUUGUAAGGAAGACAGCUGCCAAGAGAGAAGAAAGGAUGGGGAAAUGCUGCGUCUACUAAGUUCAAGGUUCUGAAUUGGAAAGCUGCAGCUAUUGAGGAGAAGAGUCUUUUAAAAUUCCUAAAGGGUUUUUGUUAUCUUUUAUUGAUGCAAAUGCUAUUUUGUGGCAUAAACCUUAAUAAUUUUGGGGUUGAAACUCUUAUCAGGAUAAAAUGAUCCUUUUCUAUCCCAAGCUUAAUAAAUAUUGUUUAAGUACAAAUUAAAUAUAUGAAAUCUGCCCAUCUAUAUUAUAAAUGUCAUAUGGCAGAAAUUAUACCUUGACUUUUGGUUCUUUCACAAAACCUUAAUUUUUUUUUUUUUUUUUUGCCUUCAAUGAAUUUUGUCUGAUUUUACAUUAAAAGCCUGUAAUUUCUCAAGUCUUGAGUCUGGGGAGCCGUCGUCAUCCUUUUUUCCCCUCUCCCUUGUCUUCUGGAUGUUCAAGCGAUUUUAAUUAGAUGUUGGGCUUUUAUGUCAAGUGCUGGCAUUGCACUCCAUGAUAAUCCAGGGACUCGGAAGCACAUGUUAUGCGUCACCCUGGGUUGGUGCAGUGGAACUGGGGUGGGUUGGAAGUAGUAUUCUAAAUCUGCUUCCUGCGAUGGGGUAGGUCAGGUUGUCCUGUGUUGACAAGGAAGAAGUCUGGGUGAGGAAGCGGGAUGAAAGCAGACCAGACGCUAGAGUCCACUUUCAAGUCCGAUCCCAGGACCUGGCUUAAAGUUAAAGAACAGCAAAGAUGAAAGGUGCCGCACAGCAGCACAGGUCGGUGGCCACGUUAAUGACAUAGAAAGCAAGUGCUGUGAAUUCAAAAGAAAGGACAGCUCUGAGCCAGAGUACUUGGUGACUUUGCUCAAACAAAUCCCUUUCUGGCACCCCCAGGCCUUCCCUCCCGCUUCAAAAAAAUUCUGAAUUGUGCCAAUCCAUUGAGGCUCAGCUCAAGGCCAUCCCAUGCCUUUCCAUCGUAAUAAAGCCUUGUUUCCUGGGCUUUAAACAUAUUCCUUUUUUCUUAGGUACAGAUUGAACUUUUUUAAAAGGGAAGUUGUCAGAGGCUCUGUAAAACGUUAAAUCAAACCUGCUUUGUUUUAGGGAUGGGGUAGCUUGGAAUCAGAUUUGCUCCUGCUAUGGACUGAACAUUUGUGUCCCCCCAAAAUUCCUAUGUUGAAGCCCUAAUGCACAGUGUUAUGGUGUUUGAAGGGAGGCCCUUGGGAGGUGAUUAAGUUUAGAUGAGAUUGUGUGAGUGAAGCCCUCAUGAAUGGGAUUACUGUCAUCCCAAAAAGAGGUAGAGACCCCAGAGCUUCCUCUCUCUUCACCCUGUGAGGAUACAGCAAGAAGGAAGCUCUCUGCAAGUCAGGAAGAGAGAGGGCUCUCACUAGAAUACACUUGUACUGCCACCCUGAUCUUGGACUUCCCCUCCAGAACUGUGAGAAACAAAUGUGUGUUGUUUAAGCCACCCAGUCCCUAUGAUUUUAUUAGAGCAGCCCGAGCUCCAUUCUCCACUCCCUGGCUUCCUGCAUGGACUUUGCAACCAGAGCUUCACGGGAUUAUUCAGAGCUGGGAGAGCUUCCCCCACGAUCUCCUUUAGAACCAGUUUGUGAAGAUGGGCCCUUUGGCCCCCCACCAGAGGAAAAGAAAAGGACAUCUCGUGAGCUCCGAGAGCUGUGGCAAAAGGCUAUUCUUCAACAGAUACUGCUGCUUAGAAUGGAGAAGGAAAAUCAGAAGCUCCAAGCCUCUGAAAAUGAUUUGCUGAACAAGCGCCUGAAGCUCGAUUAUGAAGAAAUUACUCCCUGUCUUAAAGAAGUAACUACAGUGUGGGAAAAGAUGCUUAGCACUCCAGGAAGAUCAAAAAUUAAGUUUGACAUGGAAAAAAUGCACUCGGCUGUUGGGCAAGGUGUGCCACGUCAUCACCGAGGUGAAAUCUGGAAAUUUCUAGCUGAGCAAUUCCACCUUAAACACCAGUUUCCCAGCAAACAGCAGCCAAAGGAUGUGCCAUACAAAGAACUCUUAAAGCAGCUGACUUCCCAGCAGCAUGCGAUUCUUAUUGACCUUGGGCGAACCUUUCCUACACACCCAUACUUCUCUGCCCAGCUUGGAGCAGGACAGCUAUCGCUUUACAACAUUUUGAAGGCCUACUCACUUCUAGACCAGGAAGUGGGAUAUUGCCAAGGUCUCAGCUUUGUAGCAGGCAUUUUGCUUCUUCAUAUGAGUGAGGAAGAGGCGUUUAAAAUGCUCAAGUUUCUGAUGUUUGACAUGGGGCUGCGGAAACAGUAUCGGCCAGACAUGAUUAUUUUACAGAUCCAGAUGUACCAGCUCUCGAGGUUGCUUCAUGAUUACCACAGAGACCUCUACAAUCACCUGGAGGAGCACGAGAUCGGCCCCAGCCUCUACGCUGCCCCCUGGUUCCUCACCAUGUUUGCCUCACAGUUCCCGCUGGGAUUCGUAGCCAGAGUCUUUGAUAUGAUUUUUCUUCAGGGAACAGAGGUCAUAUUUAAAGUGGCUUUAAGUCUGUUGGGAAGCCAUAAGCCCUUGAUUCUGCAGCAUGAAAACCUAGAAACCAUAGUUGACUUUAUAAAAAGCACGCUACCCAACCUUGGCUUGGUACAGAUGGAAAAGACCAUCAAUCAGGUAUUUGAAAUGGACAUCGCUAAACAGUUACAAGCUUAUGAAGUUGAGUACCACGUCCUUCAAGAAGAACUUAUCGAUUCCUCUCCUCUCAGUGACAACCAAAGAAUGGAUAAAUUAGAGAAAACCAACAGCAGCUUACGCAAACAGAACCUUGACCUCCUUGAACAGUUGCAGGUGGCAAAUGGUAGGAUCCAAAGCCUUGAGGCCACCAUUGAGAAGCUCCUGAGCAGUGAGAGCAAGCUGAAGCAGGCCAUGCUUACCUUAGAACUGGAGCGGUCGGCCCUGCUGCAGACGGUGGAGGAGCUGCGGCGGCGGAGCGCAGAGCCCAGCGACCGGGAGCCUGAGUGCACGCAGCCCGAGCCCACGGGCGACUGACAGCUCUGCAGGAGAGAUUGCAACACCAUCCCACACUGUCCAGGCCUUAACUGAGAGGGACAGAAGACGCUGGAAGGAGAGAAGGAAGCGGGAAGUGUGCUUCUCAGGGAGGAAACCGGCUUGCCAGCAAGUAGAUUCUUACGAACUCCAACUUGCAAUUCAGGGGGCAUGUCCCAGUGUUUUUUUUGUUGUUUUUAGAUACUAAAUCGUCCCUUCUCCAGUCCUGAUUACUGUACACAGUAGCUUUAGAUGGCGUGGACGUGAAUAAAUGCAACUUAUGUUUUCUUGUUGGUUCCUUUUUGAGUGUCACUGUGUUUGUAAAGAGCAUUCACAAUACGGUGGAAUUUCAAAAGCUGGAAGAGCUCGAGAUCAUGCCUCAGGCAAAGGCGUGGGUCCAUCGUUCUUCCGAGAGGGUUUGUGUGGCGACUACACCCUCAGCGUCCCUGGCAAGGUGCAGUUGGCUCUCGCCCAUUCUUGUUAUGGAAACCUAAGAUGAUCAUUGGGAAGAUCAGUGAUCUUGGGUCAUUGAUCCCUGGCUCAGAGGAUAGCGGUUUCCAUCAUAAACCAAGAUGAUGAGUUCAGCCUUUAUCCCUCGUGGUUCCACUAGAUGUAACUUAAAGGAGUUAACAUUUGAGGACUUUGUUCUACAUCAGAUUUUACUAUUUGAAUGUUUAAGAUCACUUUAUUGAAUUUGAAGAUCAUCAAAUUAAAUAAAAUGAUUUAUUUAAUUUGGAUAUCCUGAUCACUGUCAAGUGAAAUGGAUCUCUCUCUUUGGUAUUUAAGGAAGUUUGUCUUUAAAAAAAAAAUAGAGUGUUUUCAUACAUUUUUGCUUAUCCCAUAAGUACAGUUGAUCAAAGUCAUAGUAGGUAAAUGCUUUAUGGGACAGCUGACACCUUUUAGACCCUACCAGGUAUUGCUAGCAUGUGAGCUGCAGUUGUGGGGUCUGAGAUAUUUCUUUGUGGUAGUUUCAUACCCAUACUAUAGAGUCAUGUAUUUAUUUUUGCCUGUUGUGUGAUGUAAUGCAAUCAUGUUCCUUUGAGUCUCCAUCCCUUGGAAAUCUGACUUCUUGCAGAAGGAGUAGGCACAUCAAGAUAUUCAGGGGUGCCCCAAGAGUCUGGGACUUUCAAAAAAAAAAGAUCAGGCUGAAACUGCAGUCAGAUUUAUGACAGCUGACAGUUUUUCAGAGGUCGCACACAGUGACUCUCCUCUCUCAGGAUGACGAGGACCUGUGCCUUCAACAAGCAAAAUGCUGCUCACGGUUGUCCUGCUUGCAGCCAGUCACUGUGUAAAGCCUCUCUGAUGUGCACUUAAGAGUGGGUUGCUUUCUCACAAAGAUGGGGUUCUGUGCAGUCACAGGUCACUUCCUUGACAACACAAUCAUUUCUGAUCUUUAUCACUGUAACCACGUCUUCUAUUCCAUAGGAGUUUCUUUUGAUUCUCUCAGUUGCGGGGGGCAUCUCUUAAUCCUGGGGUAAAAGGAGAGAUUGCCAUACUUAGACUCACUGUGAGUCUCCCCGGCCAUUUCACGAGGAGACCACAGUGCUGCCACCAGUGCCUAAACAGGUGGCUGGCAUUCGAGACUUCCUCCUGUUCCCUGGGUCAGAGGAUAGCGGUUUCCAUCAUAAACCAAGAUGAUGAGUUCAGCCUUUAUCCCUCGUGGUUCCGCUAGAUGUAACUUAUAGGAGUUAACAUUUGAGGACUUUGUUCUGCAUCAGAUCUUACUAUUUGAAUGUUUACUGUUGGAUUUUGGGCAUCUUAUUACUGUUACUCAAAAACAUUGACUCUGCAUCAAGAAAGAAACAAGAAAGCAAUAAAACAAGAAAUAAUUCAUGCUCACA
Molecule: messenger RNA, 6381 nt
Organism: Homo sapiens (human)
Lineage: Eukaryota; Metazoa; Chordata; Mammalia; Primates; Hominidae
Gene: TBC1D1
Product: TBC1 domain family member 1
Exons: 9
Coding region: 3059-4543 (494 amino acids)
Cellular component (GO): nucleus
Source: RefSeq, a predicted model, not a curated record